This is a messenger RNA of Exophiala aquamarina CBS 119918, 1695 nucleotides long. RefSeq lists its product as uncharacterized. The record is from RefSeq and is a predicted model, not a curated record. The coding region runs from base 1 to 1695 and encodes 564 amino acids. Lineage: Eukaryota; Fungi; Ascomycota; Eurotiomycetes; Chaetothyriales; Herpotrichiellaceae. The transcript has 2 exons. Gene Ontology annotation, molecular function: phosphatidylinositol binding.
AUGGCAGCCUCUUCCUCAGCCUCACCCACGCCCAAGACCGGCCCAACAUUCUGGGAACGAACGAAGGGCUUUUCAAACACAACUUACGAGAAGCGCUUGAAGCCCGGCUUUAACAAGGCCUAUGCUGUGGUUGACAAACUUGGCGCACCUGUCAAUCGAUUGUCCAACAGAGUCGGCUCCGAGGCCUUUUGGCCUACCACCCUAGACAAAGAGUCCGAGAAGGCAGCUCGAAUUCUGAGAGGGUUUUGUAAAGACGGCUUUUACGAGCCGAUAGAAGAGAAGGCUGCCAAAAAGAUCGAAGACCGUGAUGCGACCGCAGUGGGGAUUCCCCAAGGCACACAGCGCAUUCUCGUGAAAAUUCCCCAGAAAGUUAUCAAGCAAUGUGUUGGGUUGGCCAUAUUCACAACCAUGCGGACAGGCUGGGUCCUCGGAGGCUCUGGAGGUGCAGGUGUCCUCGUUGGGAGACACCCAGAAACCGGCGAGUGGAGCCCUCCCAGUGGAAUUCACACCCAGAAUCUGUCUUUCGGCUUCCUGAUAGGGGUCGAUAUUUAUGACUCAGUACUAGUCAUCAACACAUAUAAAGCCCUUGAAGCAUUCACGAAACUGCGAUGCACAUUGGGGACUGAGGUCGGCGUGGCUGCUGGACCACUGGGACUUGGAGGCGCGCUGGACACAGAGGUUGUCAAGCGACAAUCGCCAAUCUGGUCUUACGUUAAGAGUCGAGGACUGUAUGCCGGAAUCGCGCUAGAAGGAAACAUUGUCAUCGAGCGCACUGAUGAAAACGAGACCUUCUACGGCGAGCGUGUGGGCGUCGCUGACAUUCUUGUUGGGAAAGUACGUCAUCCACCGGUGGACAAGUAUCAAGUACUGCUGGAUACUUUGAAGGCGGCUCAAGGAGACGACGUGGAUGAUAGCCUGCUGCCCGAUGGAGUAGCACCCAGUGAUAUGGAAUUGAUUUCUGACGGUCCAUUGUUCGGAAUUCCUGCGGAAGAUGAUCCCGACCCGUUUGGUGUCAAGGCAUUAGAAGCAGAAGGGCUGAACAUCCGUGAAGCAGGAACACACCAAAGGCCCAGUGCGGCUGCUUUUGAAUUCAAACCGUCUCCGACCAGCCCUAUCUACACCCAUUUCUCACGUCAAAGCGUAGAUGGGUCAAUUAGAAGCCGGACCUGGAGAGACAGUACCCAUAGCCUUGCCAGCAUUGACCGAGGUACCCAAACAGACGAAGAUGAAUCAAAAAGCGCAGGGCACAGCCCCAGAAGGAGUGAUUCGACUGCCUUAAGGAACUCAACCAAGAUAGUUGAGCCACCUCAAAAACACAGCCAACUCGUAGGAGAUGGAGAAGACUCGCCUGGACACCGUCGGGAAUCCUUCUCCGACGUGGAUUCUGAUGCGGAGAUCCAGACGGCCGUGCCAGUGGUAACAAGAGCAAGGGUGGUUGAAGUUCCAAGGCGUGUUCCUCCAGCUCUACCACCACGAAACCCUGAGCGAAUAGCAACGCCCAUCGAAACCCAAGCUCCAUCAGACGGAUUUGAUAAGAUCUCGUUGGACGCAACGGUGGAGGAGAGAACGCACGAGGGCGACAGCGAUCUGAUUAAGACUACCACCAACGGAGCGGCCAGCUCAACCUUCCAUUCAGUACCGGUGACACCGAGUGAUGAAAAAAAACCCAAUGAUAUCCCAGGAUCCUUUCAGUGA